Molecule: messenger RNA, 821 nt
Organism: Acanthisitta chloris (rifleman)
Lineage: Eukaryota; Metazoa; Chordata; Aves; Passeriformes; Acanthisittidae
Gene: NDUFA10
Product: NADH dehydrogenase (ubiquinone) 1 alpha subcomplex, 10, 42kDa
Exons: 7
Coding region: 60-821 (253 amino acids)
Biological process (GO): mitochondrial electron transport, NADH to ubiquinone
Cellular component (GO): cytoplasm
Source: RefSeq, a predicted model, not a curated record
UUCAGGCAAGAAUUCACACCAGCCUUGAGCAGAACCUGCAGUAUGGCUGGUUGGCUUAUAUGUUGGGAGAAAGAACUACAAAGAGGUUCACUAAGUACAGCAAAGUCUUUACAGUGGAGGGAAAUUUGUCGUCUGGGAAGGGCAAGCUGGCAGAGCAAAUAGCAGAAAAACUGGGGAUGAAAUACUUCCCAGAAGCAGGCAUCCAUUACCUGGACAGGAUCACAGGGGAUGGAAAGCUGUUGCCUGAGAAAUUCAAUGGCUUCUGUAACCUGGAGAGGUUCUACACAGACCCGAUGUGUUCUGAUGGGCACUCGUACCGCCUGCAGGCCUGGCUCUUCGGGAACCGCGUCCUGCAGUACGCCGACGCCCUGGAGCACCUGCUCAGCACAGGUCAAGGAGUGGUGUUGGAACGUUCUCCCUACAGCGACUUCGUGUUUCUGGAUGCAAUGUUCAAACAGGGAUAUGUCCACAAGCGAUGCCUUGAUCACUACAAGGAGAUCAAAGAGAUCAGCAUUUGUGAAUUCUUGCCACCUCAUUUGGUCAUUUAUCUAGAUGUCCCUGUCCCAGAGGUGCAGAAGAGGAUUCAAGAGAAGGGCAAGCCAUAUGAGAAAAAGGUGUCUCCUUCGUAUCUCCAGAACAUUGAGGAUGCUUACAAGAAAACCUUCCUUCCAGAAAUCAGUGAGACCAGCGAAGUUCUGCAGUACACAGCAGCUGAGGCCGAGGAUGUGGAGAGGGUCAUCGAAGAUGUCGAGUACCUGAAGUUUGACAAGGGGCCAUGGCUGGAGCAGGAUGAUGUUUCUUUCCAUCAUUUGAGACUUUAG